CGAACGUAGCCGUCGCACGCGCCUAUUGGCUAUUAUUGUGACGCCGACGUAGCGGGCCAGCGGAUGCUGUCGCCUCUAUCGGACCGAGGAACAGUAGCGUUUCGGUUUCAGCGGCGCGCGUUACCACGACCGCGGCUCGAAUUUCGCGUGGACCGAGUGUACAAUAAUAAUAUAAUUUAGUGCAGCGAACGUAUCGUAUAGGAAAACCGCGACGACGUGACGGAAAUCUACUACAAUACACAUGUGAACGAUAGCUGCGAUCUAUAAAUCAUAAAUCGGAGAUUUUCGUGGUUCGCCCAUACUAUACGUACCUCACGCACUUAAUAAUAAUAUUUAUAUCAUCUAAUAUAUCUACAGUGUCCGUACAACAGCGUAUCAUAUUAUAUACACGCUUCAUCAUACUAACCACCGACGCGUUUUUCCGCAGGUCCACACCGUCGCUGCCUCUAAGUCCGACCGCGAUAGCAAUCGAUAGUAUAUAGGAAUAGUAUAAUAUAGUAAUAUACCUCCAAACAGACAUACCGGCAACGAUACCGCAAUGCUAGCGUCCAAAGCCGUGGCACGUCUGCGAACGUUUUUCGCGGUUGCCGCGUUGAUCGUGGGCCGUUGCGCCGGCAGGCCAGCGUCUGUCGGAGCCGGAGUUCCGAACCACGGCGGCAGUGAUGACAACCAGAAGGAUCUGCUACCGCUCCAACACACCAUCAUCGAAGUGUCGCCGGGCGAAACGGCCGUGCUCCAGUGUCCCAGCAACGAUGAACACCACAGGUUCCAGUUCUGGUGGAUGAAACCCGACCAGAUCAUAGGGCCCGGUACGGCGCCCAACAGCGACAAGUUCAAAUACGAAGUCCUCACCGGCACUCUUUACAUCAAGCAAGUAACAGCUGAAGAAAGCGGGAUCUACACGUGCGUGUGUAAACACCUCGGAAACAUAUCGCUGUCGGCAAGGUCGGUGCAGCUGGAAAUAAAAAAGGAAUGGAAAGACCUCUGGGAAAACGACUACACGGUCAACAGCAUACGAUUGGCGGCUGUCUUGAGCGUGUUGGUGUUGCUGAUACUGUUGCUGUACUUGUUUUACCUAACGGCGUAUAAGAAUAGUAACAGAACGUUGCACUUCAGGGAAGAUUCAGACGAAGACGUGUCGAUGGACAGACAGAUGUACAGAAAAACUAACAUAAUGAAAGAAAACAUGUUUCAACACGGCAUAGACAACCCGACGCUGGAAAAAGAAGCAUCCCAAGUCAAAAAUAACGGAGAGACGAAGGCGUAAUAUCGGAUGCAAUAACACAGUUCGUCAGUAUGAAAAAGGCAGUUCCUUGUCGGAAAAUGACUGUUCCGAUUGUUUUUUCUUCAUUUUUUUCCGUAUUUAUAUAGUGAAUGUAUAUAUUAUAUAAAAAUAAACAAAAAUACGAAUAAUCUAA
This is a messenger RNA of Acyrthosiphon pisum (pea aphid), 1418 nucleotides long. RefSeq lists its product as uncharacterized. The record is from RefSeq and is a predicted model, not a curated record. The transcript has 4 exons. NCBI's taxonomy places the organism in Eukaryota, Metazoa, Arthropoda, Insecta, Hemiptera, Aphididae. Bases 539 to 1267 code for a protein of 242 amino acids.